Messenger RNA from Phaeoacremonium minimum UCRPA7, 402 nucleotides. Its product is annotated as putative zinc mynd-type domain containing protein. The record is from RefSeq and is a predicted model, not a curated record. Lineage: Eukaryota; Fungi; Ascomycota; Sordariomycetes; Togniniales; Togniniaceae. The transcript is spliced from 2 exons. The coding region runs from base 1 to 402 and encodes 133 amino acids.
AUGGCGCCAAUCCUAGACUUCAACAACAGGGCACUCUAUCCCUCAUUCGUCGACCUCCCCGAGGAUGAGCCCACAUCCACUGGCAAUGAUGCCACGGACAAUGACUGGUGCCUCCUCGCCCAAGUCAAGGACGACAUGACGAUCAACAAGCCGACCCUCGUGCUGACCGACCGGGACGGCGCGCCGUUUGCGAUGGUCUUUGAGGGGCUCGGCCGCGACGACCUGGACCUGAAGGCGCUGGGUCUCAAGAAGGGCGCCACGGCCGUCGUGCCGCGGGCGAAGCGCACGAAACCGGCCGAGGAGGGCAAGAGGGGAUUUGCUUGUCAAGUCAAAGGCUGGAGCGAGGGAGGUCACAAGUCAGAUUGUAAAAUCUUCAAGGCAGUCAAUGAUAUUUGGAAGUGA